Molecule: messenger RNA, 519 nt
Organism: Cyphomyrmex costatus
Lineage: Eukaryota; Metazoa; Arthropoda; Insecta; Hymenoptera; Formicidae
Exons: 4
Coding region: 1-519 (172 amino acids)
Source: RefSeq, a predicted model, not a curated record
AUGUGUGUAGGUGGAAAUGUUACUGGUAGCGAGGAGCCUCGAGAAUUUCUUUCCCUCUUCGAGGAAGAGAUUCUUUUGACUUUUGCUGAGGACGGCGCGUCGCCGAGAUCCGACGUCUGCGUCAACGAGAGCGACGGCGAGAGCAGCGACGGUGACUCUACCGUCGUCCCUAAGGAUCCUCUCAAGAUUACUAAUCACUCGGGGAUUAUGUACCAGGUGCCUCAGAGCGUCAUUUAUUCGCCCAGUCCAGGGGUCUUGCUCGGCAUAGGACAAAACGGGCAACCGGUGCAAAUAUCUCAAGACGGAGGUACGGUAGCACCGGUGGCGAACUCAUCGCAAUCGAACCAGCCGUUCAUCACAAUACCGCUGAACGUCGCGAUGAGCGCGGGAUUGUCCUUACCGGUGACCUCCAGGAUGUCCUCCAGGUCGCCCACGACGACGACUUCGACGACAAUGGCGGUAGCGGCGAUGUCCGGCUGCAGCGACUUGCCUUCCGACCUGAGCAAAGAUCGGGAAUGA